GCAAUACGGCAGUGAAGCUCUUGUUGGAAGUAAUCAGAUGUGUUUUGAGAGUUAAAACAAAGCUUAUUACUGUGGAAAUUUCUUGAAUUUUUCAAAGAAUUCUUCAAUUUAAAUUUCUAAAUUCUUCAAUUUCAAUAAGGCAAUACGACAGUGAACCUCUUGUUGGAAGUAAUCAGACGUGUUUUGAGAGUUGGAACGAAACUUAUAACUGUGGAAAUUUCUCAAUUCUUAAUUUCAAUAAGAAUAUGAAAUUGCUACUGAUGAUACGGAUAUAGCUGAGACCAGAAUUGUUCAAGUGAUGCGGCCUCUCUGAAUCCUGCCAAUAAGAUCUGCUUCAUCGGUUCAGAAUCAAGGAGGCGGUGAAGAAGCCAGCGAAGGAGGAGGAGAAGACACCAACGGAGGUGGAGGAGAAGUCAUCAAAGGAGGAGACGCGAGGAGAAGCAACAUAUGCCUACACAGACGAAGUAUCAGAUUUUGUAAAAAAAUGUCGAAAAAGAACGAUGAAAAGUCAUCCCAGAACGUGGGCAUGAUAUUGAACAUCGGCCGGCAAAGACCCCUCUACCAUGAGCAGUUUGAAUAUUUGCAAAGUUUUGAGAACGCCAACUUCAUCAGUGCGGACUGGGCGAAACUGGCUGCUUCCGCCGUGCAGCCCUCACCAACCACCUGCAAGGUGUCCCGUUUACUAAUCCCUGUGCAAUGUGACAAGCUGGUCAAACUGAUCGAGUGUCAAGAUGAGUUUAAAAAGUUCGACAAGAAUGUGGAGUAUGGAAUGGAGAGGCUUGAUGUGGAUGGUGAGGAAGAGGAGGAAGAGAGGAAGGAAGAGGAGGAGGAGGAGGAGAAGAAGAAGAAAGUGAAACGGAAAUCAGCAAUCAGUUCUGUAGUGAAAGGCGUCGUCGCUAAACUUGUCGAUACUGUAGUUGCAGACGAAGAGGAUCUAAAUCUUGAUAAAGUAGUGUCUCAACGUCGUGUCAGCAGGGAACUGAAACGACUGAAUGCUAGUCUCAUUGAGGUGGAAGAGGAGGCAGCCAGACCCCCAGAUGAUGCCGACAAUAACCUAGCCAAAGUCAAAAAAGAGUACCACCAAACUGUUUUCAUGAAGAAGGACAAAAUUAUCUUUAUGAAGGGUAAUAAUAAGCGGGCUAGAAGGUGUCCGAUGAAGUUGGAUGACCAUGUCUUUGAAGUGGGAGAAGAAAAUGAGGUGGAGGAGGAGGCCACAAAGCGUAGUAGAAUAGACCCCGCCAAAGAGUACAAUACUGACUUGAUCAGGCAGGUGGAAGCAAGUGUAGAACACGAGCUGUCCAAUCCACCUAUCAGAGAUUGCUUCGUGAAACUAGUCAAGGCUAAAUUAGACCAACUUCAAAAACCGAGUCCAAUUGUAAAUGAUUCAGAUGAAACCUCUGAAAACCCGACUCCAAUUGUAAAUAAUUCUGAAGAAAACUACGUUGAAGAAAUUUGUAGUUUACCUAAGUUCAAUCUAAAGGUUCCAGAACAUGUGACACGACCACCUCUUUAUAAAAUUGGAAGCACAAAUGAUGUGGGUCCUUCAAAAUGCAAGAAGAGGAAAAUUGAGGAGAGUGAAAUGGUUAAUUCCAGCCCAUUGUCAAGCAUUGUUAGAACCAAAGAUUUGAAUGGUUUGAAACUGGGAUCACUUUCGAGUAACUCAGAUUUGCCAGCAGUGCAACAGAAACGCGUUUUGUUGAACAAUAACUCAUCUCAUAACUCCAAAGAUGUACCUGACGCUCAGAAGCGCAUUAAAACAUUGAAACCUGUACUUACCCCAAGAAAAAUUGAUCAGCAACCAACAAUACCCUCCCCUGACAAAGAUGGAUCUCCUAAACGUAUUAAAACUCUGCAACCAGCGUUACCCUCCCAUGACAAAGACGGAUCUCCUAAACGUAUUAAAACUCUGCAACCAGCGUUACCCUCUCCUGGCCAAGACGGAUCUCCAAAACUUAUUAAAACUCUGCAACCAGCGUUACCCUCUCCUGGCCAAGACGGAUCUCCAAAACGUAUUAAAACUCUGCAACCAGCGUUACCCUCUCCUGGCAAAGAUGGAUCUCCACAAUGUAUUAAAACUCUGCAACCAGCGUUGCCCUCUCCUGGCAAAGACAGGUCUCCUAAACGUUUUAAAACUCUGCAACCAGCGUUACCCACUCCUGGCCAAGACGGAUCAUCAAAACGUAUUAAAACUCUGCAACCAGCGUUACCCUCUCCUGGCCAAGACGGAUCUCCAAAACGUAUUAAAACUGAAGUUCGGUUCAAGGAAAUUGCGGGCGACUUUGAAAAGACAACUUACAAUAACAAAGAUGUUGUGAGUCGCUCGCAGUAUGAGUUUGGCAUUCACAUUCUGAAAAGGGACAGUGUCAGUGAAAUGGUGUAUAUGCCGUAUGCGUAUGACAUGAAGCACAAUGAGGAUGGGUAUUUCGGCAUGUAUUUUCAUCGUGGCUCACCCGACACUGUGAUGGUGGGACCGUUUCAAAUGAACGAAGACCCCCAGAUAUUUGUACACCGGGGUCGCAAUCCAGUGUGUGUCACACUGGCCAACAAAUGGUGUGAGGACAAAGAUUUCCUUGACACGUUUUGGAACUGCCACAACAAAGUCCUUUUGAAACAUAUCGUGAAAUAUGCCUAUGCAAAUCGUGCCUAUGUCUACAAGACACGGAAGCCACAACCUAAAUUUAUAAACAUCAUCAGGAGAUCACUGUAUGUUUCCAAUCAUCAGACCUUGAAUUCUACAAGAAACUUGUGUGCCGAACCAGCUCCACCGGUUGAACUAGAAAGUACGGAGUCAAAGAAAGUUGAUGUCGAUCCAGUUGAAGAUGGUGAAAAAAAUCGAGUCAGAUCUUUGAGACCAGCUCCACCGGUUGAACUAGAAAGUACGGAGUCAAAGAAAGUUGAUGUCGAUCCACUUGAAGAUGGUGAAAACACUCAAGUCAGAUCUUUGAAAAAGGCAGAAGCUGAAAACCCGGAAACUGGUGACCAACUUGUGAACGACAAUGGAUGUGAGCCUGAAGCUGGAACACCGAACAAGGAUGGAGAAUGUACUACAGAUAAAGUUAAAGAGGCAAAGAGAGAGUCUAAAUCAGUAACCCCGAUUUCUGAGCAGCCCACACUAUCUGACCAUCUAAUAGAGAAAGAGAGACAGUUCUUUGAGUUUGCUAGGAAGCUGAACACUUUGGCGCUAAAUAGUGUGAAGCUGUCCAUCAAAAAUAACGAAAUGAACCAGUCAGUCAAAGAUAAUGUGGAGCUCACCUCUGUUGCUAAAAAGAAAAAGAAGACAGUGACUUUUGCAGAUGAAUUGUUGUUAGUCAUGCCUGAGUCUCCUAAGAAAGUUGAUGCUGAUACUGAACUUGUAGAACAAAAUUCCCUACCUGUACGCAAAGAUGUCAAAAUCGUUGGAUUUGAUAAAGGGAAUCCAGAAGUUAUUGAGAAAAAUAAUGCUGCAGAAAUCGAUAGUCACUUGAUAAAACAAAAUGCAUUAUCUGUACGCAAAGAUUUAGAAAUCAAAAAACAUUUCAACAAAAUAGAAAUUAAAAAUAAGAAUGCAGUGGAAGCAGGAGGAAGAGACUUUGAUAUAAUCAUUAGAAAUGUGGAUGAGAAAGGAAAAGUUGUUUCAGAAGUCGAGAAGAAAAGUAAUGCUGCUGAAAUUGAUAGUUGCUUGGUAAGGAAAAAUGCUAUAUCUGUACGCAAAGAUUUAGAAAUAGUUAGAAAAGGUGAUAAAGUUGACCACACUUCUAACAAUAGAAAGGAUACGAAUCCAAUUGAGCCAAAGGUUAUCGAAACAAUUGACCUGUGCGAGAGUGAACCAACUGUUCCAAAUGUCACGUUGACAGAAACUCGUGCUGAGCCCACUGAGCGUGACAUGAGUAAAAAAAGUGCAAAAGUUGCAAAAAGUAUUGAAAAGCAACCUAAAGUGGAAAGAAAAAUUUACCCUACAAUUGGCUUCCGAAAGAUAGAGCCAAAACCCACUACUCUCUUUUUCGACAAAGGUACGUCAAAAAUGUUUUUCCGAGUCGAUAACGCUAAAAGCAUACUCAAUCUCGAAAAACUUCAGACACCGAAUUCCGCCAAACAAACUGAAGCAGUUGAAGUGCAUAACCCUGUAAUCACAACACGAACUCAAGCUAAAAAACCAGCAACAAAUCAAAACCAGCAACAAAUCAAAACCAGCAACAAAUCAACUCAAGCUAAAAAACCAGCAACAAAUCAAAACCAGCAACAAAUCAACCAGCAACAAGUCAUUGAACCUACUAAGUCGACCAACCAAGUUCAAGUCCUACCAACUACAAGUUCGAGUGCUGCAUCUAAAUUCACUAUAAAAAUGCAAGCUAAAAAUCCAGCAACAAAAGUCAUUGAACCUCCUAAGUCGACCAACCAAGUUCAAGUCCUACCAACUACAAGUUCGAGUGCAGCAUCUAAAUUCACUAUACAAUUUCAAACCAGAAAUCCAGCAACAAAUAAAAUUCCAUCAACAAAAGUCAUUGAAACUACUAAUUCGACGAACAAAGAUCAAUGCCUACCAAAAGUCAUUCAAAUACCCAGAUUUUUAAUUCCAAACGCAGCAAAUGGUUCCCCCAUACAAAUUCAAGCCCUACCAAAACUCAUUCAAAUACCUAGAAUUUUAAACCCAAACGCAGCAACCAAACAAAGUUUCGGUCCACAAUAUUUGCUAUUGUCUCCGUUAACAGAUGGUCAAGAGAAAAAGUUCUCCAUACAGCAUCUGAUACCGUAUGAUGAUGAUGAUACGCCUCAGUCGGCUGGUGAGAAAUCGGUCGGACUAACGAAGCAGAACCCUUCAGACAAACCAAUGGCUCACGUGGUACAAAUUGAUGGCAAAAAGUUUCUACAAUCACUGCCCAGUACUUCAUCACUGUCUGCCACAGAAAUACAGAGUAUGUUGAGUAAGGGAAAUAAUAAAGUCCUGAUAACGAUGGGGAAGACUGACAAGUUGGUGUCUUUGCAAAAUAAUCAAAGUGUGGUGAGGUUGACUAAAACACUUGGACUGCAGGCAACUCAAUCGCCUACAAACAGCAUUCAACCUCCAUCAUCUUCUCUUAAUUUACCAAGUGAUGCGUCCAAGUUAACAACGACUGUAACACUGAAGGAAGCUCCAUCAAUAUCAAUCUCGAAUCUUGCUGAAAAGUCAGUGAGUCAACCAACUUCUGUACAGAAAGUAACACCACCAGAAAAAGUUUCACCAUUCAAAGUAGUUGUUGUCUCAAAUCAUGCAGAAAAAACGUCAGAAUCAACCAAAAGCCAUGAAAAAUCACCGAAAGUGUCUAAAGGCAACCAAACUAACUUACCGAAAGUAACGAUUAAAACAAUUCCGAAAAAAGUUUCAGUCACUGAUUAUGCUGAAAAUACGUCGGAUAUACAAAGCCUCGAAAAACAACCGGAAUUGCCUAAAGGCAACCAAACCAAGGUACCGAAAGUAUCGACUGAGACUCCGAAAGAAGUUUCACCACUCGAAGCAUCCAUCAUGAAUCAUCAUGAAAAUACGUCACAUCCAACAAAUACUCCGAAAGAAGUUUCUACACCUGAAGCAUCCAUCAUGAAUCAUCAUGAAAAUACGCCAGAUCCAACAAAUACUCCAAAAGAAGUUUCACCACUGGAAACAUCCAUCAUGAAUCAUCAUGAAAAUACGUCACAUCCAACAAAUACUCCGAAAGAAGUUUCUACACUUGAAGCAUCCAUCAUGAAUCAUCAUGAAAAUACGCCAGAUCCAACAAAUACUCCAAAAGAAGUUUCACCACUUGAAACAUCCAUCAUGAAUCAUCAUGAAAAUACGUCAGAUCCAACAAAUACUCCGAAAGAAGUUCCACCACUGGAAGCAUCCAUCACGACUCAUCCUGAAAAUACGACAGAACCAAUAAAAAGUCCCGAGGAAACUACACAGCAAGAGAAGACCGAAUUUGAAGUGAUUGAAGCUUUAAAGAACAAUCCGGAGUAUAUGUUAUCUUUCGGGUUAUCUUUUAGUAAUGAUUGGUAAUCAUUUAUUUCUAUAUCAAUUGUUGAUAUUAUUGAUAAGAAUUGAUUAUUAUGGAAAUCUUGUAAAAACUUGAAUAAUAUAUGAUUGUGUACUGACAGUAAUUCUAAAGCUGGAUUCAAUCAGAUUUAAAUCUGAAUCCAAUCAGCUGGAUUCAAUGUCGAAUGUUUUAAUUCAAGCUUGGAUAUAAAUAUCAAUUGUUGAUAUUAUUAAUAAGAAUUGAUAAUUGAUUAUUAUGGAAAUCUUGUAAAAACUUGAAUAUAAUAUGUGUACUGACAGUGUAUACGUGUACUGGAUUACUAUAUAGUAGUUUCAGUGUAGGUAGCUGAUACAGUGAGAUUGUUACUCCUAUAAGAUAUAAUGCGACAAUUCAUACUUGCUCUGUCUUGCUGGGUGAGAAUACUCCUAUAAGAACUCAUGGAAAUGAUAUUUUCACGUUCACUGUGUAAUGUAGCCUAUUAUUUUACAUACAUUUUCACAGUCCAAGAGUACCCAUUAUUUAAAAAUUAAAAGUGUCGACGAUGGUGAAAAUUCAUGACAAGUAAAAUUGGACUGAAAAAUGUAGGCUAUGCCUCUUGGCAGACGGUUACGAGGACGAGACCUGGUACUAUCUACAGCAGAUAGCCGGCCCAGCUGCCAAGAGGCAUAGCCUACAUUUUUCAGUCCAAUUUUACUUGUCAUGAAUUUUCACCGUCUUCGACACUUUUAAUUUUUAAACAAUGGGUACUUUUGGACUGUCACAUUACAACUGGUACUGAUAUUGUGAGAAAUCCAGGUGAAAGCAGAAUUUAUCUACUAUAUCUGUAAUUAUUACUGUAAUACUGUAUCUACUGUAAUUAUCUGAUUAUAUCAACUGUUGUUUCUUGAUUUCAUUGAUAAAAAUUGACAAUUUAUUAGUGUGGAAAUCUUGUUCUUAAAGUCAUCAUUAGACAUCUUUACAACAAAUUUCCUAAAAUCAGAUGGAGUAAUACAGUGUUUUUGUAAUACUAAGUAGUUUCUAGGUUACUAAUCAGUAUUAAUUUUAUAUUCUAUUAGCAUAUUGGUUGGCUAAUUGAGGUUAUAGAAAACCUUCAAAGUCAACAUACGCUCAUUUUGUACUAUAUAUAUAUUCACAACUUCUAAUCUAAAUCAUGUCGCUCUAGUUAACUUGCAGUUAGAGUUUGUACAAGCUUUUUAUUUUGGUGGGUUUCUUGAGAUGAAUUUAAGUUUUAAACUGCUCUCUUGAAAAGUAAUGAUUUAUUAUUCUGUUGAUGAGAAUCACAAAGCUAUGAGCUUCAUUUUAUGGUUUAGUGUGUUAUUUUUAAGGAUUUGUCAAGAUGAAUUUUAUAGUUUUCCAAUUGUUCUUAUGAUAUAUUAUGAUAUAUACAUCUGUUGGUGUAAAUUACAAAGUUAUAAGGUUUAUUUUAUUCUUGUAAAGAUUAUUUUUAUCUACUAAAGAUACAUGUUAAUUUACUACUAUUGUUCAUUACUGAUUAUGAUUAUAGUCCUAUAGUUCACAAUUUUGUUAAUAAUUAUUAUCUAAGAAGUGUUUUGAUUUCUUCAAUGACCAUAAUUAUGUUGGUUAAAUGUUCCUUGUUCUAUAAUAAUUACGGUAGCCUUACAUGUUAUUGACCUUGGUCAAUUCAUACCAGAGUAUUUUGUAUUUUACUCGACUGAUUUGUUUAAUAUAAUUUAGAGAAACCACUGUUAUGCCAGUUUCACACACAUCGAUUUUUGGACGUAAAAUUUUUUGUCGUCUAAGAAUUCUAUCAGAUUGAGCGGAACCUGACGUUUAAUCUGAAAGAAAGGACGGCAAAAUAUCGUACGAACAAAAAUCGAUGUGUGUGUAGCUAGCCUUACAGUAAUUACUUUAAAUAUAGCUUAUUCAUUGUAUUUGUCAUUUUUGAAAUGGAAUUGUCAUCUUUUUAUUUUUUAAGCUAAGAGUUUAAUUUGAAAUUAUAUUUGAUUAUUUUCUUCAUCACCAUAUACAGAGUGUUCUGAAAAAGGUGCCCAUAAGCCAACAUCAAAAGAAGAAAAAAGUUCUAAUUAACAUAGGUCCGAAAAUGCUUGGUUACCUAGUUAUACAGGGUGAAAGAUUUCGUCUGAAUUUCAGAUCCCCUUCCCUACGGGUAUUUGUUGGCUGUUAAGAUGUUAAUUCAGCGAACUUUAUGUAAAAAUAGAGAGCUUGAAAUUUUCAAAAAAAUGUCUAUUUUUCAUUCGUUUUUUAUGUAAUUAAGGAUUAUUUAUUCAUGGUUACGUUUGCCUAUUAUAGACUUAUUCUACAUCUUUCUCUUCGAAAUUAUA
This is a messenger RNA of Nilaparvata lugens (brown planthopper), 8269 nucleotides long. RefSeq lists its product as uncharacterized. The transcript has 6 exons. NCBI's taxonomy places the organism in Eukaryota, Metazoa, Arthropoda, Insecta, Hemiptera, Delphacidae. The record is from RefSeq and is a predicted model, not a curated record. The coding region runs from base 485 to 5989 and encodes 1834 amino acids.